Molecule: messenger RNA, 2146 nt
Organism: Ostrea edulis (European flat oyster)
Lineage: Eukaryota; Metazoa; Mollusca; Bivalvia; Ostreida; Ostreidae
Exons: 7
Coding region: 521-1495 (324 amino acids)
Source: RefSeq, a predicted model, not a curated record
AGUUUUAUUUCAAUGGUAAUUAUUUCAAUGAUAAGAUUUAGCCAACAAACAUUUCUAGAUAAUUUUACUAUAACGUAAGCGAUUGAAAAGACGGGCUUGUAUUUCUCGCGAAUAUUCAUUUUCUUUAUUUUGGUAUUGACAAAAGAUAUGAAUACAUGUUAUUCUUCUUAAUUCAACUUAUUGAUUUAUAUACUGCAUAUGGAUACAUAGGAAUAACCUUUCUUUGUUUCUUUUCUUUUCAACAAAUUAUUUUUCUUUGUGAUUUUUUUUUUGGUAUGUUUACGCUUGGUGAUUUACAAUGACUGUCUAGGAAAAAGAGAUAUGUAUUGAAUGCGUACUAAUCGUAGCUCCAGAUGUAUAAACAUCGCGGCUACACGAAAUGUUUAAGAUACUUCGGCAAAAUGAGACAGGAGAAAGAUUUCGGAAAUUCGUGAUGUAGCGGGGCUUAUCAUCCACCCUUUUUUUCAGCUGAUGAACUAUGGCCGCCAGACCGCAAUAAAUGUCUCGAUUUUGAUGCGAGAUGACCACGCGCGCCACAGUCGUCUGCUUCAUUCUUCCCCCGCCAAAGCUAGAUGUGCACUUCUACAAACUAUGCAAAAUGCAAAAUAAAGCGGAGCCUUAUUCAUCAGUUUCCGAGAGAGCAGGAUAUUUCAUGUUUGUUCUGUUGCUUCAGUUGUUAAUUUUUUCAGGUACCACUGCUGAAGGUGACGUAUUUCCUGAUUGUCCUAGCCCUGUUCAGAAGUACGCAUUCCAAUGCUUUACCAGCUACAACACCCAGAUGUUAAACAUGAUCAAAAGUAGUGCUACGCUGUUCUCAGGGGUGGAUGUAGAAAUUUUGCGGGCGUUCUGCAGUUCUUACAAUCAAGCCAUGGAUUGUAUAGAAAAUAUGAAGAGACUCUGUCCCGUCUCUCUUCACCGAAAAAUUGAGGUGACCCAGAUGAAUUUGGAAGGCGCCAAACCAGAGCUAUCUGCCUUGUGCAAUGAUGACAACAUUUAUGAACGUUACGCUCGUCACAUGACUUGUUUUCGAGAGUAUGGAGCAUAUUCAGAAAGAUGCUUUGAGAAGGAGAUGAAUUCCACGAUUCGCCUAAUGCAGUGGAUCAGCGAGGACGAUUUCUAUCAGCUUUGUAGCGAUCUCUCUAGGACUCUGGAUUGCAUUAAGUCCAAAAUAGCCCGAACAUGUGGACCGGAAGCUGUUCAGCUUGUACCCAUUCUGGUGAAGCCCAUGGUCCGGAAGAGCACGAAGUGUGACGUGUUAUCUUCAAUAAUCUCCGAAGCCACCCCGCCCCUCCCUACACGGAGACGACCAUACAGACAGAAAACCAGUACACGUACACCAAUUCCCGGACCCCUCGUCACAUCGGACAUGGAUACAUCAGAUGACAGUCACGUGAUUUACGCGGAUUCAUCCGGCAUAACCCGUGCCCAUCAUCCCGAUAGUUAUACAACAACCAUCUGCCUAAUACUGUUGACAUUAGGUUUCAUCACAGAUUAAUUCAACCUGAUCCGUUUCACGUAGAAUGGAGAGUGCAUGGCUCCCACGAAAGCUUUGAGAAUUCCAUAGGUACAGAUAGUCAACAAUUUGACGGGCGCCGUUCCACGACUCAUUAUCUUCCGAAACCCAGGAUGAGAAACUGUUGUCUUCUUAGCAAAUUAUACGUUUUGUUAUUCGUUAUUUUACAAUGAAACACAAACAUAUCUCCUCUGUAUAAUCAACGCGUGUUAAUUGCAUUCUGUGAUACACAAAUACAUUCCAAACAACGUCUUACAACCUAUAGAUCUAAUUAGUACACCAUCACGCAGCGGGAAAUACAUACAUAUAUUUUGUUGGAGAAAAAAUGAACAAUCAAGAAUGGAAUGCUCCUUCAUCGGUGGGUGAAAUUACCCUUAAGCAAGAUUUGGUUAUAGUAGAGAAACCUUUACACGUUUUGUUUGUAUAAAACUAGAGACCCGAAUGUGUUGUGAUUUCCCUUAUUGAACUACGAUCCCGAACACAGGAAAUGGUCAAUCAUAUAACUUUUUACAAUGAACAUUGGGUAACAAAAUGUUUUGUAUUUCAAUAAUUAGAAACAAUAUUUUACUGUUGUGGAGAGAAUAUGGAUUAGUAAGCGCAUAUCUUCAUUAAAGAGAGGUAUAUUGCUGCAAA